AUGGCGGCCACACUGCUCACGCUGCAAGUUGAGGGUGCCUCGGGUAGUGAGCUGACGCUGACUUCUGCCAGCGUGAGCUCAGAGGACGUUCCGACGCUGGUUCAGGCUCUGAACCAGGAUGGGCGAGCAGAGCGCGUGAGGACGCUGACCCUUGAGCGGCUCAGCGUCGCCAACUACGAUGUGCUGGCGCCCCUCGUGGCCUGCUGCCCCAAUACAGAAUGCUUGCGACUCAAUCGGCUGGUCAUCCGACCCGAGUCUGGGGCAGCCACGGCUUCGGCUGGCUUGCUGGGCCAGCAAAUAGGCUCGCUGCGCCACCUACGCGAGCUCAAUCUCGACCACAACGACCUGCGGGACGCGGUGUUGUUGCAGCUGGGCCGAGGCCUCGAGCACGCACCGGCACUGCACACCCUCUCCCUGCGUGACAAUGAAUUGACGGCAGAUGCAGGCAUAGCCAUGGCCAAGGUUCUUAUUGGCGUGCCUUCCCUCCAGCAACUUGACCUGAGCCUCAACAAUCUAGGUGACUCUGGCAUUGUCGCCCUCUCCCAUUCGGCCGGUGCUAGUGGACUGCGUGGCCUGCAUCUCGAUGGCAACUUUGUCACUGCCGUCGGUGGUGAAGCACUCGCAGACUCCCUGUGCAUGAGCCAGUCCUUGGAGGAGCUGAGCGUACAGGACAAUAAACUUGGGGACCAAGGCAUGGCAGCCAUCGAGCGGCUGUUGGAACAAAUUCCCACCCUGACUCGCCUCUCCAGUCGUGGCAAUAAGUCAAUGCUCUCUGGUACAGCAAUUUAG
Messenger RNA from Monosiga brevicollis MX1, 789 nucleotides. RefSeq lists its product as uncharacterized. Bases 1 to 789 code for a protein of 262 amino acids. The record is from RefSeq and is a predicted model, not a curated record. Gene Ontology annotation, molecular function: GTPase activator activity; small GTPase binding. The transcript has a single exon. NCBI's taxonomy places the organism in Eukaryota, Choanoflagellata, Craspedida, Salpingoecidae. Gene Ontology annotation, biological process: nucleocytoplasmic transport; activation of GTPase activity. Gene Ontology annotation, cellular component: cytosol; perinuclear region of cytoplasm; nucleus.